AUGCGGAUACGACGGAUACGAAAAGCGAGCCUGGCCUUCCUCAAGAAGCUCUGGCCGGGCAGGAGCAGCAACAGAAUCCACAGCUCGUGCGAGCUAGAAGGCGUAGCAACAGCGAAGGAGCAGCAUACAUGGACGAAAACCCGCGACAAGAGUCCUCCGCCAGCUCCAUCGUCCCCCGUCGUCGAUGAGCGAGAUCCGUGUCCAAUCUGCCAUGAUCCCGUGGGCGUACCCAACCCUGAAGGCAUCAUAGAGUCUUGGACGAAGCUACACUGCGGUCACGAAUUUGGCACGGAAUGCAUACAGACCUGGCUCGACGAGUCCUGCCAGCGAGACCCGAACAAAAAUCCGAGUUGCCCCAUCUGCCGCACCGUCGCCAAGCACCCUUGCGGCCACCUCGUCAGCCCGCCGCCGUACGCACCCAUGCAACACCCUCACAUGGUGGAGGUGGACAGCCUGACCUACCAGAACAGCGUGACAAGCGGCGCGGGCAGCUAUCAGUCCCCACGCUCCCCUCCCGCAUCCCCGACGCCGUCCUUGAGGGUCCCGCAAGUCCGUUACGGUUACAGCGCCAACGGAUACGCCCCGCACCGUCGACCCCGUCGUCGUCUGACUAGGAGGGCAGGCCAUCCACAGAACCGUAUCUGGGUUCUGGCACCCCGCCGGGCCCAGACCGUGGGCAAGUGCGCGGCAUGCGAGCAGAUAGCCGCCAUGGAAGCGCGCGCUGUCCGCGGUCGCCGACAGCUCAAUAGGGCCGACUCGGUCGUCAGCACGGCGAGCUACGAGAGCGAUGCCGCUACGGCCGGUAGUGCCAGGAAUGGUGCUGCUGGUAGCAGUGGGAUAUCGGGCGGCAUCAAGUCGCGGAUCCUGCCGAGCCUGAAGCGGCUAAGCAGCACUCAUAGGAGUUUCGAGAGAGCCGGCGCUGCUGACAACGAUCGCGUCCACAGCUUCCGCUACGACGGAAGCGACGAUAACAGCUCAGAAGAACGCGAGGACAUCGCGGGCCCCAGCUGGCGCGCACCGCUGCCGCCGGUCUUGUGUGGGGAGAGCAGCUCGACGCCGAGAGCAAUGCCCACGCCGCGGCAUAGUCAGGUGAUCAGAGUCUGA
This is a messenger RNA of Anthostomella pinea, 1104 nucleotides long. The record is from the annotation of a GenBank genome assembly. NCBI's taxonomy places the organism in Eukaryota, Fungi, Ascomycota, Sordariomycetes, Xylariales, Xylariaceae.